GGCCACUACAUCCGCUAUAUUAAGGGAUGGUGAUAGCUCUGUUCUGGGAAAAUCAUCCUGACAACUUGAAGCUGAGAUUCAAAGAAAGCCAAUCAUGCCUUUCCAUCCGUCCAAGUACAGUGACGAAGUUCAGAAGGUGUCCAAGGACACACCCCUAGAAGAGAUUGUAUAUCUACUCAAACGAGACGGCGGUGUCUUCAUCAGGAACCUCAUUCUUGAAAGCGAUGUCGAUCAAGCCUAUGAGGAGAUCAAAUCGCGGUUGGACGAAGAUACCGAAUGGAACGGCACCUUCUUUCCAGCACAAACCCAACGGGCUCCAUCGCUCAUUGCCAGGAGCCCGACCUACACCAAGACUCAGCUCAUGAAUCCCCUCUUUCGCCAAGUCUGCGACCACUUUCUCACCUCCCGCAGAUGGUACUGGUGGGGCGACGAGAAAAAGCUCUCCGUGUCCAAGCCCUACGUGCACUCGUGCGCGGCGAUGCGGAUCGGUCCUGGAGGCGCAGCCCAGCCCCUGCAUCGAGACGACUACAUCAGCCAUCGCUGGCACCAGGAGAUCGGCCAGUGGGACGACGUCCGCGAUGCGGAGCGCGAGGCCUCCGUUGGUCUGUUCGUGGCAGGCUGCCGGGUCACUAAGGAGAAUGGAGGUACUGCAUUCAUCCCGAGGAGUCAUCUCUGGGGUUCCGACCGAGCCACUCCCCCCAAAGUGGAGCAAUGCAUCUACGCCGACAUGGAGAAGGGCGAUGGCUUCAUCAUGCUUGCGUCGGCAUUUCAUGGGGGAGGAGCGAAUAUCACUGAGGAUGAGAAGCGCUUGCUGUUCGCCACCUUCAUUAUUCGAGGCUAUCUGCGUCAGGAGGAGAAUCAGUUCCUGGCAGUGCCAGCUGAGGUCGCCCUGAGCUAUGAUCGGGAGGUCCAGGACUACAUGGGCUACUCGAUGAGUGAACCGGCGUGUGGCUGGGUCGAGCUAAUGGAUCCAAUUUUUCAUUUGCGUCCGGAGCUGAAGGGAGAUGGGCGUCCAACAGACUUCUAGGCGGGUUUUGGCGACGAAUUGUGUAUCCAAAAAUCUUUGGUUGUCAUUGACCUUGGGAUUGUAUUUCCUUUCGCUUAAAAGAACAAAUGUACAUUCC
Messenger RNA from Aspergillus saccharolyticus JOP 1030-1, 1124 nucleotides. Its product is annotated as phytanoyl-CoA dioxygenase family protein. Bases 95 to 1027 code for a protein of 310 amino acids. NCBI's taxonomy places the organism in Eukaryota, Fungi, Ascomycota, Eurotiomycetes, Eurotiales, Aspergillaceae. The record is from RefSeq and is a predicted model, not a curated record. The transcript has 3 exons.